AUGGCCUCAAAGAGCUCAGCAUCAGCUGCCCUUUUCCUCUCCUUCAACGUUCUCUUCUUUGCUUUUGUCAGUGCCAAUGACAGACCUUGCCUUUGUACCCGUUGCUAUUGCAACCCAACUCCAAAUCCCAGACCCAGACCAACUCCAAACCCCAACCCUAGACCAACUCCCACAACUCCAAACCCCAACCCCACGCCAACUACAAACCCUAACCCUACCCCAACUCCCACAAAUCCUAAUCCUAAUCCUAACCCUAACCCAACUCCUGGAACUCCUCCCGGAACUCCUUCAGGUGGACGUGGUAGAUGCCCUAGAGAUGCACUGAAGCUGGGUAUAUGUGCCAAUUUACUAGGGUUGGUGAAUGUGGUUGUGGGAUCCCCACCAACACUCCCGUGUUGCUCUCUAAUCCAAGGGCUGGCCAAUCUUGAGGCUGCCGUGUGCUUGUGCACUGCCAUCAGAGCCAAUAUCUUGGGCCUCAUUCUCAACAUUCCUGUUUCCCUGAGCUUGAUCUUGAACGACUGUGGUAGAAGGGUCCCAAAUGGAUUCCAAUGUUAG
This is a messenger RNA of Magnolia sinica, 555 nucleotides long. Its product is annotated as 14 kDa proline-rich protein DC2.15-like. The record is from RefSeq and is a predicted model, not a curated record. Bases 1 to 555 code for a protein of 184 amino acids. NCBI's taxonomy places the organism in Eukaryota, Viridiplantae, Streptophyta, Magnoliopsida, Magnoliales, Magnoliaceae. The transcript has 2 exons.